CCCCCAAACUCAGUCAGGAGCGGAGAGAGGGAGGGAGAAAGGGAGCCAACGGAGGAGAGGAAAAAGUCUCUCUCGUCGGUUGUGAGGAAGUGUAGCCGUUUGGUUUUGUUUUUCCUUGUGUCGAGGGCUGUGACAUUGAAACAACUUCAGCUGUUUACUUUUAGGAUGUCUCGCCGCAAGCAAGCUAAACCAAGAGCACUCAAAGUAGAAGAAAAUGAAUUAGAGGACCAGGGAAGUGUAGGACAGUCAGCUGCACAGACAGAUCUGAACUGUAAACUAGAAGACAAGACAGAAGAUGGAGAGUUGAUAGAGUGUAAGAAAAGACCGGAAGAAGGGGAGGAGUUAGAAGAAGAAGCUGUGCACAGCUGUGACAGCUGCCUCCAGGUGUUUGAGUCACUGAGUGAUAUCACAGAGCACAAGAUCAAUCAAUGUCAACUGACAGAUGGAGUAGACAUUGAGGAUGAUCCGUCCUGCUCAUGGCCAGCUUCUUCACCUUCUAGCAAAGACCAGACUUCCCCAAGCCAUGGAGACGGUUGUGACUUUGGUGAAGAAGAGGGUGGGCCAGGACUGCCCUACCCAUGCCAGUUUUGUGACAAGUCAUUUAGCCGCCUUAGCUAUUUAAAGCACCACGAGCAAAGCCACAGUGACAAGCUCCCUUUCAAGUGCACGUAUUGCAGCCGCCUUUUCAAACACAAGCGAAGCAGAGAUCGCCACAUCAAGCUUCAUACGGGAGAUAAAAAGUACCAUUGCAGUGAGUGCGACGCAGCUUUUUCAAGAAGUGAUCAUCUUAAAAUUCACUUAAAGACUCAUACCUCUAACAAGCCAUAUAAGUGUGCCAUUUGUCGGCGUGGAUUUCUGUCCUCUAGUUCACUUCACGGACACAUGCAAGUUCAUGAGAGGAGCAAAGAUGGUUCUCAGUCUGCCUCCCGAAUGGAGGAUUGGAAAAUGAAGGACACUCAAAAAUGCAGUCAGUGUGAAGAAGGUUUUGAUUUUCCUGAAGAUCUUCAGAAGCACAUAGCAGAGUGUCACCCUGAGUGUUCCCCAAAUGAUGAUAGAGCUGCUCUUCAGUGUGUGUACUGCCACGAACUCUUUGUAGAGGAAAGUUCACUUGUAAACCACAUGGAGCAGGCUCAUAAUGGAGCAGAAAAGAAAAAUAUGUGUAGUAUUUGCUCAGAGAACUUCCAUACUGUUGAAGAGUUGUAUACCCACAUGGAUAGUCACCAGCAGCCAGAAUCUUGCAAUCAUAGCAACAGCCCCUCUUUAGUGACUGUUGGCUACACCUCAGUAUCUAGCACCACACCAGAUUCAAACCUCUCAGUGGACAGUUCAACCAUGGUGGAAACCGCUCCCCCAAUACCAAAAGGCCGUGGAAGAAAGCGGGCAUCCCAACAAGUGGCAGAUAUCACAGGGCCUUCAAACAAGCAAGCCAAGGUUACCUAUAGCUGCAUUUAUUGCAACAAACAGUUGUUUUCAAGCCUUGCAGUAUUGCAGAUACACCUGAAAACUAUGCAUUUAGAUAAACCUGAGCAAGCACAUAUUUGUCAGUAUUGUUUAGAAGUAUUACCUUCACUUUACAAUCUGAAUGAGCAUCUUAAGCAAAUACAUGAAGCCCCUGAUCCUGCAUUGAUUGUAUCUACUAUGCCUGCAAUGAUCUACCAGUGCAAUUUCUGCUCAGAUGUUUUCAAUGACCUCAACACCCUUCAGGAACAUAUUCGAUGUACUCAUGGAUUUGCAAAUCCAGCUGCUAAAGACAGUAAUGCAUUUUUUUGUCCUCAUUGUUACAUGGGGUUUCUUACUGAUUCUUCUUUGGAAGAGCAUAUUAGACAAGUCCAUUGUGAUCUCAGCAGUUCCCGUUUUGGUUCUCCUGUGCUAGGUACCCCUAAGGACCCAGUUGUUGAAGUAUAUUCUUGUUCUUAUUGUACAAAUUCUCCAAUAUUUAAUAGUGUUCUUAAACUAAAUAAGCAUAUAAAGGAAAAUCACAAGAACAUUCCAUUAGCGCUCAACUACAUCCAUAAUGGAAAGAAAUCUAGAGCCAUGAGCCCCUUAUCUCCAGUGACUUUAGAGCAGACUUCAUUAAAAAUGAUGCAGACUGUGGGGGGUGCCACUCCACGCCCUGCUGGUGAGUACAUUUGCAAUCAAUGUGGUGCUAAAUACACUUCUCUGGAUGGUUUUCAGACUCACUUAAAAACUCAUCUUGACACUGUACUACCUAAGCUGACCUGUCCUCAGUGCAACAAGGAAUUUCCAAACCAAGAGUCCCUCCUGAAGCAUGUGACCAUUCAUUUCAUGAUAACCUCUACUUACUACAUCUGUGAAAGUUGUGAUAAACAGUUUACUUCAGUGGAUGAUUUGCAGAAACACUUGCUUGACAUGCAUACUUUUGUAUUUUUCCGUUGUACUCUUUGCCAAGAGGUAUUUGAUUCUAAAGUUUCCAUUCAACUUCACUUGGCUGUGAAGCAUAGUAAUGAAAAGAAGGUAUACAGGUGCACAUCCUGCAACUGGGAUUUCCGGAAUGAGACAGAUUUGCAACUCCAUGUUAAACACAAUCAUCUAGAGAACCAGGGCAAAGUGCACAAGUGUAUUUUUUGUGGUGAGUCUUUUGGUACUGAAGUGGAACUCCAGUGCCACAUUACCACACACAGCAAAAAAUACAAUUGCAAAUUUUGCAGCAAAGCAUUUCAUGCUAUCAUCUUGUUGGAAAAACAUUUGAGGGAAAAGCAUUGUGUUUUUGAAACCAAAACUCCCAAUUGUGGAACAAAUGGAGCAUCUGAACCAGUUCAGAAGGAAGAAGUAGAGCUACAGACCUUGCUCACAAAUAGUCAGGAAUCACACAAUAGCCAUGAUGGCAGUGAAGAAGAUGUUGAUACAUCUGAGCCCAUGUAUGGAUGUGAUAUUUGUGGGGCGGCCUAUACAAUGGAGUCUCUUCUGCAAAAUCACCAGCUUCGAGACCACAAUAUCCGACCAGGGGAAAGUGCCAUUGUUAAGAAAAAGGCAGAACUCAUUAAAGGAAACUACAAGUGUAAUGUGUGUUCUCGGACGUUCUUCUCUGAAAAUGGCCUCCGUGAGCACAUGCAGACCCAUUUGGGUCCAGUGAAACACUAUAUGUGCCCGAUAUGUGGUGAGAGGUUUCCAUCUCUGCUCACUCUCACCGAACAUAAAGUCACACACAGUAAGAGCCUAGAUACAGGGAACUGCAGAAUUUGCAAAAUGCCACUGCAGAGUGAGGAGGACUUUUUGGAGCACUGUCAGAUGCACCCUGAUUUGAGGAACUCCUUAACAGGAUUCCGCUGUGUGGUAUGCAUGCAGACAGUGACUUCUACAUUGGAGCUGAAGAUCCAUGGGACAUUCCACAUGCAGAAAACAAGCAACAGUUCUUCAAUGCAGGCUACAGGGCGAGUACAGCAUCUUCAGAAACUGUACAAAUGUGCUUCAUGCCUGAAGGAAUUCCGUUCGAAACAGGAUUUGGUGAAACUUGACAUUAAUGGCCUACCAUAUGGUUUGUGUGCUGCCUGUGUUAAUCUCAGCAAAAGUGGUAGUCCAAGUGUCAACAUCCCCUCAAGCAGUAACAGACAAGGCAUGGGCCAGAGUGAGAACUUGAGUUCCACAGAGAACAAAAAUAAAGCAGGAGGACUGAAGACUCGCUGUUCCAGUUGCAAUGUUAAAUUUGAAUCAGAAAGUGAACUUCAAAAUCAUAUUCAGUCAGUCCAUAGAGAGCUCAUCCCAGACAGCAAUAGUACGCAUCUGAAAACGCCACAGGUAUCACCAAUGCCCAGAAUCAGCCCAUCACAAUCUGAAGAGAAGAAGACUUAUCAGUGCAUCAAGUGCCAGAUGGUUUUCUACAAUGAAUGGGAUAUCCAGGUUCAUGUUGCAAACCACAUGAUUGAACUCGAUGGUAGAUAUACCAGUACUUCCACCAGUUCCAGAAGUCCCAGACGGGUGGGAAAUACUAGUUUGCUGAAAGAAUGUAGCUUUGAAGUGGGUACAGAACAGGAUGAAGGACUAAACCAUGAAUGCAAGCUGUGCAACCAGACAUUUGAUUCUCCUGCCAAACUUCAGUGCCAUCUGAUAGAACACAGCUUUGAAGGCAUGGGGGGAACCUUCAAAUGUCCAGUCUGCUUUACAGUAUUUGUUCAAGCCAACAAGUUGCAGCAACACAUUUUUUCGGCCCAUGGACAAGAAGACAAGAUCUAUGACUGCACACAGUGCCCACAGAAGUUCUUCUUCCAAACAGAACUGCAGAAUCAUACAAUGACCCAACAUAGCAGUUAGUGCGAGGCCCAGCUUUUCAGAAAUGGAUUCUUUGCAGGACAAAAAAAAGGGAACAUGUUUUAAUCUUUGCACGAGACUUUCAUUGUUAAUGUAUAUUAUUCAGAAACAUUGUAUUGUACCAUACAACUUGUAUUAUCAAAGCUGUUGGAUGUUCAUGUGUUUGAACUUUUGAGCACCGGAGAGACUUCCUGUAUAUAAAGUGUUGCACAUGUAUUAUGUUGUCUGAUACUAAAAUGGUCUUAUAAAGACAAGUGGACUUGGGCCCUAUUCAAGCAGCAAGCACGAUUAAAAGAACAAUGAUAAUGUAUAAUGGAAAUAAACGCGUAAGAAAAUGUUAUUUUCAAGGAGGGGAAAAAAAGAAAUUACAGUGAUACAUUACAUCCCUAUUUGGCAUUCCUUUCAUUCAAGAUUAUGUCUACAAUCUCUCUUUUGGUAUACAUAUUCCAAGAGUAUUUUUAUUGCUGAAGAGUCUUGCAAAAAAUGAAUAAAACACAAAAUAUGAGAUUCUCUCCAAGCAGGAUCCCCUAGCUGAAUAUGGCCUGUAUAUAUAUAUUUGUAAGCCUUGCGAUAUGACAGAUAGCAUUACCAUAUAUGCAAUAGUUGUUAUGUAGAUUGUCAAAUAAUUUUUUUCCUGGAUACCAUUUGAAGCUUUUGAGUGUUCAAGACUUUUCCUUAAUGAUGUCACAUGGCCAAAUUUUUGAAUCAGUUGAACUAACCUGUAUGUUACUGUUAUUAAUGUUUACUCUGCAGUCUGAACCUGGAGAUUACUGGAAUGGUUUUCCAAGAGGAAAUAAAUUCAGUUUACCAUUA
Molecule: messenger RNA, 5079 nt
Organism: Sceloporus undulatus (fence lizard)
Lineage: Eukaryota; Metazoa; Chordata; Lepidosauria; Squamata; Phrynosomatidae
Product: zinc finger protein 521
Exons: 10
Coding region: 166-4269 (1367 amino acids)
Cellular component (GO): nucleus
Source: RefSeq, a predicted model, not a curated record